UCUUCCUCGAUUGCUCAGGCUGAGCUGCUCCGCUGGAAGAGGCCUGAGCCAGUGUCUGACGGAGACGAGGGCGGAGGGUGGAGAGGCCAGGAGCCCCCAGGUUUCCCUCGAUGACGAGCACACAUCCCCUUUCCUGCUGGAAGACCUUGUGUGGGAACCGUGGCCAUGGCAUCCACGCCGGACCCUGUGACCUUCCGUGAGUUCUGCCCGCUGUACUAUCUCCUCAAUGCCAUCCCUGCCAAGGUGCAGAAGGGCUUCCGCUCCCUGGUGGUCUACCUCACGGCACUCGACGCCAACGAGGACUACAUUGCCGUGGGCAGCAGCAUCGGCAUGCUCUACCUGUACUGCCGCCGCCUCAGCCACAUGCGGAAGUACAACUUCGAGGGGAAGACGGAGUCCAUCACUGUGGUGAAGUUGCUGAGCUGCUUUGAUGACCUGGUGGCAGCGGGCACCGCCUCUGGGAGGGUUGCCGUUUUCCAACUGGUGUCCUCACUGCCGGGGCGGAACAAACAGCUUCGGAGAUUUGACGUCACUGGGGUUCACAGAAAUAGCAUCACAGCGCUGGCCUGGAGUCCCAACGGGAUGAAGUUGUUCUCGGGAGAUGACAGAGGGAAGAUCGUGUACUCGGUUCUGGACCUAGACCAGGGGCUCUGCAGCUCGCUGCUGGUGCUGGAGGAGCCGGCGUCCAUCGUGCAGCUGGAUUACAGCCAGAAGGUGCUGCUGGUGUCCACCCUGCAGAGAAGUCUGCUCUUCUACACCGAGGAGAAGUCUGUCCGGCAGAUCGGGACACAGGCAAGGAAGAGUACUGGGAAAUUUGGUGCUUGUUUUAUACCAGGACUGUGCAAGCAGAGCGACCUCACCCUGUACGCGUCCCGGCCCGGACUUCGGCUGUGGAAGGCCGACGUGCACGGCACCGUGCAGGCCACCUUCAUCCUCAAGGACGUUUUUGCCGGCGGGGUCACACCCUUUGAGCUGUACCCGCGCCUGGAGCCGGAGGACAGGGGAGGCUGCGGCUCCACCGAGAAGCACCUGGGGCUGGUGUCCUGCUUCUUCCGGGAGGGCUGGGUGCUGAGCUGGAACGAGUACAGCAUCUACCUUCUGGACACCGUGAGCCAGGUCACCAUUGCUGGUUUGGAAGGAUCGGGUGAUAUUGUAUCUGUUUCCUGCACAGAAAAUGAAAUAUUUUUCUUGAAGGGAGAUCGGAACAUCAUCAGGAUUUCGAGCAGACCUGAAGGACUAGCGUCAGUAGUGAGAAACGGCCUGGAGGUGGUGAGAUGUCCCGAACACAUCCCUGGGGAGUGUCCAGAGAAGCCUCCAGGGGCUGGUGCUGCAGAGACUAGGCUCAGAGGCUCCUCAGUAGCCAGCUCGGCCGCCAGUGAGCCCCGGAGCCGGAGCAGCUCGCUCACCUCCACCGACAGCAGCUCCAGCCUGCUGCUGCCCGCGCCUCCAGGCGGUCCAGAUCCCAGCAAGGGCAGCCAGCCCACCUUGCAGAGAUUCAGGGCCAUCAGUUCCGAGGACUUCGAGCAAGAGCUUGUCGUGAAGCCCAUCAGGGUGAGGAGGAAGAAGAAGAAGAAGACAGAAGGUGGAGGCAGUCACGCCUGUGCCAGCUCCCUGGAGCCAACACCCUGCUCCCAGCUCCCCGGCGGCAGCCCCCAGUCCCUGAGCACAGAACGACUGUCCGUGACCUCAAGCGUCCUGGGCAGCAGUGUGGACCAGCUGAGCACAGAGUCGCCUGACGGCGAGAGCAGCCUUGGGGGCGGCGAGGUGAACGGUGUCUUGCUGGAAAAUAACGACCCAGACACGUUUAGCAUCCUCGAGGCACCGGAAUCUGUCCCCGACACCGAUGUACUGGGUGAAGAAGUGGACGCUGCCUCUGAAGUUCCACAGUGUCACCUUGUGCAGGAGCCGGAGCCAGAGCCACUCCCUGGAACAUUGACAUUGCCCUUGCUCCCGAGGGAUGGUGUGGAAGGCGGUGAUGAUAGAGGACUCGGAGAGCUGCCUGGUCCUGUGAACGCUGACCCCGGUGACGGACAGGUCCCCUACCUGGGCCACGACAGCGCUGCCAAGGCCUCCAAGGAGGAGGACACGGAGGCCGAGGGCCCCCGGAGCCCCUCUCCAGAACCCCUGCUCCUGGACUCGCUCACGGCGCCUCCCAGCCUCCUUGGGACCUCGAGGGCAGCCCAGUGGCCGCCCAGGCUUGGGGCUGCUGAUGGCGCUGAGCAGGCCAGCAAAGACCAGGACAGCCUCGGGUGCCUUAGGGCAGACCCCUGGGCUGCUGUCACUGACCAUGAUACAGGGCAGAAGGAAAUGCCCACAUCUGAAGGUGGUAAGGAGAGUUGGGGGAGACAGGCGGCUCCCCUCAUGACUGCCUCAGCAGCCGGCAUGCGGGAGCCUUGGCUCCAGCCGCCUUCCCAGGACCCGGCGCUGACAUCCAGCGACGAGGAAGACAUCUACGCCCACGGGCUGCCAUCUUCAUCCUCAGAGACGAGUGUCACGGAGCUCAGAGCCGGGCGCUCCCUGCAGGACCUGAGCCAGCCAGGGACAGAUGACCCCACCCUGCUCAAGUCGGAUCAGUUUGCAGAGAGCUGGAUGGGCUACUCUGGCCCAGGCUACGGCAUCCUCAGCCUGGUGGUCUCUGAGAAAUACGUGUGGUGCCUGGACUACAAGGGUGGCCUGUUCUGCAGUGCGCUGCCUGGUGCCGGACUCCGCUGGCAGAAGUUCGAAGACGCCGUCCAGCAGGUGGCAGUGUCACCCUCAGGAGCCCUUCUGUGGAAGAUUGAGCAGAAAUCCAACCGUGCCUUUGCAUGUGGGAAAGUCACCAUCAAGGGCAAGCGGCACUGGUACGAGGCGCUGCCCCAGGCUGUGUUUGUGGCCCUGAGUGAUGACACGGCCUGGAUCAUCAGGACCAACGGCGACCUGUACCUGCAGACAGGCCUCAGUGUGGAUCGCCCCUGCGCCCGCGCAGUGAGGGUCGACUGUCCCUACCCGCUGUCCCAGAUCGCCGCCCGGAACUGCGUGGUGUGGGCGCUGACAGAGCAGAGGGCCCUGCUGUACCGCGAGGGCGUGAGCAGCUUCUGCCCUGAGGGGGAGCAGUGGAAGUGUGACAUCAUCAGCGAAAAGCAAGCGCUGGAGCCUGUCUGUAUCACCCUCGGGGACCAGCACACCCUCUGGGCGCUGGACAUCCGUGGGAAGCUGUGGUUCAGGACCGGUGUGGUGCCCAAGAAGCCCCAAGGGGACGACGACCACUGGUGGCAGGUGAGCAUCACAGACUAUGUGGUGUUUGACCAGUGCAGCUUAUUCCAGACCAUCAUCCAUGCCACACACUCAGUGGCCACGGUGGCCCAAGCGCCCGUGGAGAAGGUGGCAGAUAAGCUGCGCAUGGCCUUCUGGUCCCAGCAGCUUCAGUGCCAGCCCAGCCUGCUGGGGGUCAACAGCAGCGGUGUCUGGAUAUCCUCGGGCAAGAACGAGUUCCACGUCGCCAAGGGAAGCCUCAUAGGCACGUACUGGAAUAACGUGGUUCCCCGGGGCACAGCAUCCGCGACAAAAUGGGCCUUCGUGCUGGCUUCUGCAUCUCCCACCAAGGAAGGGAGCUCCUUGUGGCUGUGUCAGAGCAGCAAGGACCUGUGCAGCAUCAGUGCCCAGUGUGUGCAGUGCCGGCCGUCCACGGUGCAGCUGCCGCCCGACGCGGAGAUGUGUGCCUACGCUGCCUGCCAGGAUGCACUGUGGGCCCUGGACAGCCUCGGACAGGUGUUCAUCCGCACGCUCUCCAAGAGCUGCCCCACCGGCAUGCACUGGACAAAGCUGGACCUCUCACAGCUAGGAGCUGUAAAACUGACUAGCUUGGCUUGUGGAAACCAGCACAUCUGGGCCUGUGACUCCAGGGGUGGAGUUUACUUCCGGGUCGGAACCCAGCCUCUGAAUCCCAGCCUGAUGCUCCCAGCCUGGAUCACCAUCGAGCCGCCUGUCCAGGAAGGUGCGUCCAGGCCACAACGUAGGCCGGAAGACCCAGGCCAAGCCAGCACCCAGCCGCAGUUGGAGCAAAGCAGACAGAGCCACGUCCAGGGAGGGGACGCCAGAGAUUUGCUGGAGCUCCCCUGGAGGGAACCACCAAGGCCAGGCGAGAGCAGGGCCCAAGGGGACGCUUCUCAAAAUGCAGACAGGCCGGGAGCUGCUCCCAGGCCCAGCCCAAGCAGAAACCCUCCCAAGCCAUAUUGCACAGCAGGCCUGCCAGAGGCUGAAAGCGGGACUCACAAGAGUCCAGCAGCGCCUGUGUGGACCAGCGGCAUCUCAAAACACAGCUCCGGAACAUGUGUGAACUAUGAAACAUGCAGCACCAACCAGCCUGCUGGAGUCACCCUGGUCAGCAUCUUCGCCAGUCCCGACGACCAGAUGUUGUGGGCUCUGGACAGCAGGUGGAACGUGCACGUGCGCACCGGGGUCACUGAGGAGAUGCCCGUGGGCACCAGCUGGGAACACGUGCCAGGGUUGCAGGCCUGCCAGUUGGCGCUGAGCACCAGGACCGUGUGGGCCCGCUGUCCCAAUGGUGACCUUGCCCGCCGCUAUGGCAUCACAGACAAAAACCCUGCGGGUGACUACUGGAAGAAGAUCCCUGGAAAUGCACUGUGUUUCACAGUGACCUCGUCAGACGAGCUGUGGGCUGUGGGUCCCCCUGGCUACCUCCUCCAGCGGCUGACAAGGACAUUCAGCCACACACACGGCACCCUGAGGAGCGGCCAGGCAGCCGCCCCACACCCUGAGGACCUGGAGGACGAGUGGGAGGUCAUCUGAGGGACCGGGCCCCUGGGCCGGGAGGAGGCCCAGCUCAGUGGCUCUGCAGCUCCGAGAAGGCCGGCCUCGUGACACGUGUCCAGACACGCCCAGCCACGCCAACACCCACACUUGUCAUUCACGUUCUUCCUGUCUCGUUCUGGAGCCCACGGCCUCGGCCGAGUGCCAGGACUGCCCCGCAGCAGUGGCGCCUGUGGCCUCGCGGUUGCCUGCAGGUGGGGACAGGGCUGCUGCCCGGUUGCUUGUGGAGCGAGCCUGUGCGCCGUGAGGCUGUCCACCCGCACCUGUGUGUGGGAGGCAUGGAGCCUCUUGGCAGGAGCCGGAGCCAGGACGGGGACACCCGGGCAGCACGCGGGGGCUGGGGGCGCAGCCACCGUCACACACCCCUGCCCCUUCCUGAGACACCGCACCUUGGCUCACGCCGUGCUGGGCCAGGCAGGGCCAGGUCGUCCGCAUCUGUGGCACUGGGCUGUGUGCAGUGAGGACGCAGUGCCACAGCCCUCUGUCGCCUGCCACCCCACCUCCAGGGCCGCAGGUGCUAGGACGGGAGGCGCACACCAGUGCCGGGCCGGUUAGUGGGCUUUGAGACGCCAUGGGAGUGACGUUGAGCUGGUGCCACUGUGGCCAUCACAAAGCCAGACACAUCCUGAGGAUGGCUCUACUAGGCAUUGCCUUUGUGUUUGUUGUUGUACAAACCCUCUUGAGAUACCUCAUCCAAAAUCGGAUCUUACAAAUUUAGAGAACCAUGUCUUCUGAUCUCCUCCCGAGCUCUGUCCUGCGCCUGUCCAGCCGUGGUCACAGGGUUGCUCCUCCAAUGGACAGUGGCCAGGGUCCAUCACCCGGGCUCUUGGGGUCAGCGGGGGCACUGCCCGCUGGCACUGAGCUCUGUGCUGGGGCCAGGCCAGUCCUGGCUGCCGCGGCUGCUUUUUUUAGCCACCUCUGCCUAGCGACACUCGAUGCCUGCUUGUGCUGAAUGAGCUGUCAGGAGCCCCAGGCCACAAGUGACGGCGGUAAAACACGGCUGUGACAGGGCCCACAGCCACGCAGGGGGAGGGCAAGGUGUGGGGCCAGUCCUGUGUCUUUCUUCACCUUCCCAGAACCCUCCUUGGCGAGCCUGGUGUCGGUGCUGUGCCUUGCCUGACUUCACGGUGGUGGUGCCCUCCUGGGCCCGGGACGUGAGUGCAAUGAAGCCAAGUCUGAUGGAUUCUCGAACUUCCACCUUCGGCGUGGUGUGCAGUUUUCUUUCUGGUUUUCACCCUCGGUUGUGCUUUGAGAUCGUGCAAUAAACUUGAUUUUUUGCAAA
This is a messenger RNA of Chinchilla lanigera (long-tailed chinchilla), 6091 nucleotides long. RefSeq names its product tectonin beta-propeller repeat containing 2 (gene Tecpr2). NCBI's taxonomy places the organism in Eukaryota, Metazoa, Chordata, Mammalia, Rodentia, Chinchillidae. The record is from RefSeq and is a predicted model, not a curated record. The transcript is spliced from 21 exons. Bases 166 to 4788 code for a protein of 1540 amino acids. Gene Ontology annotation, molecular function: protein binding.